UAACGAUGAAUGUAUUUUAGGAGCUUUCUUGAUGGCCAUCAGAUGGAAAGGACUAAAUAGACAAGAAACGGCCUGUUUGACGGAGGCCAUGGUGAAGUCUGGGGAGGUCUUGACCUGGCCCGAAAGCUGGAAAGGAAAGAUGGUGGACAAACACAGUUCAGGGGGAGUCGGUGACAAAAUAAGUCUUGUCCUCGUGCCAAUUCUAGCCUGUUGUGGUGUGAAGAUUCCAAUGGUAUCUGGAAGAGGGCUUGGAUAUACCGGAGGCACCUUGGAUAAAUUGGAAUCUAUUCCAGGAGUCAAAGUGAGCUUUGAUACAAAGGACUUGAAAGAAACAGUUGGAAAGGUCGGAUGCUGUGUUGUAGGGCCAACAGACAGUUUUGUCCCGGCCGAUAAACUUUUAUACGGAAUUCGGGACGUUACUGAUACAGUAAAAAGCAACGGGCUAAUAGCAUCAUCUAUUGUGAGUAAAAAGGCAGCAGAGGGAGUGGAUUUUCUCAUUCUGGAUGUUAAAUGUGGCAAAGCAGCCUUGUAUAAAGAUCAGGGGGAAGCUGAAGAGCUCGCGAGGUUGAUGGUUGACAUUUCAAAUGGUUUUAACAUUGACACGACGGCUCUGAUCACGAGAAUGGAUCAUCCUAUCGGACUAGCGAUUGGAAACUCUCUGGAGAUAGUGGAAGCUCUCCGAUGCCUGCGGUGGAACUGCCCUGUGUGUGGAGACCUUAACACAUGUAUACAGUGCCGAGGAUGUAAAGAUAUCAAAGAACUUAUGUAUGAGCUAGGAGGACGUUUACUGUGUAAAGCCGGAGUAACAAAAACCAUGAAGGAAUCUCGUGGUAUGAUGGAGGGGACAAUUCGGAGCGGGGAAGCGAUGGAGCGCUUCAGAAAAUUAAUCGUCGCUCAGGGCGCCACAGAGGACACGGCUAAACGUCUCUGUGACCCCAGCACUGACUUCUGGAUGGGACUUCCUAAAGCAAAGCAGAUCACGGACCUACAAUUACAACAAGAAGGGUAUGUGCACGACAUAGAUGCCCAAAAAUGCGGCAAAGCUUCCUGGAAACUUGGCGCGGGUAGAACUAAAACAGAUGACAUCCUACAAUUUGGAGUUGGUUUAGAACUUCAAGUGUGUCUGGGUGAUAAAAUCAGAAAGGGCGACGUAUGGGUCAAAGUUCACCACGAUUCGGACACUAUCCCAGCGGAGGUGUUGUCUCUAUUAGAAAAGGCAAUAGUGGUCAAAGAUCAGGAACUGACCACUUUACACAGAUCACGUGUAAUAAAGGUCAUCCCGCCCGACAGUUCCAACACCUGUGCAACGAGGAGCUCACUGUAGAAAAAAUAACUAAUCUCGAUGAUUCAAUUAAAACAUUUACCGGAACUCUUAUUUAUAUUGCCGAAAAAACUAUACCAAAGUCCGUUCCAAAACCUACAAAGUUUCUUUUAUCUGAAGAAUCUUUUAUUAAUAGAUCCGGCCGAAAGACGAUUUCCCCAACUGUUGAAAAUUUCAAUAAUUUUAAAAUUUGGAGAGCAAAGGCUCGGCGAUCUAUUAAAUCCAAUAAAAAGAUUAGCUGGAAGGAAUACGUUUCUAAAAUAUCUUCAAGCACAUCAUCUAAAAAGGUAUGGGAUCAGAUACGAAAAAUAAGUGGAAACAGAAAAACGGCACCAUCAUCCCAUCUUAUCAAAAAAAACAAAUUUUCUCUUCUAAAUCAGAAAUUGCGAAUGUAUUUGCCAAAAAUAUAGCCCAAAACUCAUCAGCCAAAAACCAACAAGAGAAAGAAAAGAAACGUCUCAAUUUUAAAUCCUCCAACACAGAACGUUACAAUAAACCAUUCGAUCUCCCAGAGUUGCUUGAAUCCUUAAACAAAUCAUACGAUUCAGCAGCUGGGCCUGAUGAAAUUCUAUACCAAUUCCUGAAACAUCUACCGGAAUCAUCCUUACGUUGUCUCCUAUAUAUUUUUAAUCAAGUCUACGAAUCUGGAAAGAUCCCAGAUUCUUGGAAGGAAUCUACAAUUAUUCCAAUUCUAAAACCUGGUAAGGACACCACUGAACCAAAUAAUUAUCGUCCAAUCUCUCUAACGAGUUGCAUUUGCAAAACACUUGAACGGAUGAUAAACACUAGACUAGUUUGGUUCCUUGAAUCCAAUAAUAUUUUGAGUCCACUCCAAAGUGGAUUCAGAAACCGCAGAGGAACAGUAGACCAUCUGGUCAGAUUAGAAACCUUCAUUCGAGAAGCUUUCGCGAAAAAGGAGCAUCUUGUCGCUGUGUUCUUUGACCUGGAAAAGGCAUACGAUACUACAUGGCAAUAUGGUAUUAUGAAAGACCUGAAUGAAAUUGGUGUACGUGGGAAUCUCCCAAAAUUCAUUUCAAACUAUAUAUACAUUUUAAAGUUCGUAUAGGUUCAACUUAUUCUGAAACAGCAAAACAGGAAAUGGGAGUCCCUCAGCGUGGGACCAUUUCCGUAACACUUUUCGGUCUGAAAGUCAACAGUAUAACUAAAUGUCUCGGUAAGUGAACUGAAGGGUCUCUAUUCGUCGAUGACUUCUUGAUCUGCUAUAGGUCGAAGAACAUGCACACGAUAGAACGACAACUUCAACAAUGUUUAGGCAAACCUCAAACAUGGUCGGAUGAAAACGGCUUUUAAUUCUCCAGAUCAAAAACUGUCUGCAUGCACUUCUGCCAAAAAUGAAAACCACAUAAUGAUCCAGAUCUAACAUUAAACGGUAUCAAAAUUCCAGUUGUCGAGCAGACUUAAUUCUUCGGACUAAUUUUCGAUUCGAAACUCUCAUAUGUUCCACAUAUGAAAUACUUGAAAGAUAAGUGCUCAAAGGCAAUGAACAUUUUACGAGUACUAUCCCAUAAUGACUUGGGCGCAGACCGCGAAAUGCUUCUGCGCCUUUAUUGGGCACUUAUUCGAUCAAAACUCGACUAUGGCUCCAUCGUUUAUGGAUCUGCACGAAAUUCUUACCUGCAGAUGCUGGAUCCUAUCCAAAACCAAGGAUUACGUCUAGUACUUGGUGCUUUUCGAACAACACCUGUGCAGAGCCUUUAUGUUGAGGCAAAUGAACCAUCCCUAAAUGACAGAAGGAAAAAACUUUCUCUUCAAUAUGCCACCCAAUUGAAAUCCAACCCGAAAAAUCCGGCUUUUGACCUUGUUGUCAAUCCGCAAUACCAAAACAUAUUUAAUCAAAACCAAAAUCUUUUACCAACAUUCUGCAUAAGAAUUUCUAACCUUCUUCAGGAACUUAGCAUCAGUUUAGACAACUGUUGUGUAUAUGGUUGUAUGGGUGUGAUGAGAUUACAUAAUAUCUUUUAUUAUAUUUUACCAGUGAAAUAUCAAAAAUUAUUCAUUCUAUAAAAGUGAUAUUUUUCACCAGUGA
Molecule: messenger RNA, 3368 nt
Organism: Pecten maximus
Lineage: Eukaryota; Metazoa; Mollusca; Bivalvia; Pectinida; Pectinidae
Product: thymidine phosphorylase-like
Exons: 7
Coding region: 32-1324 (430 amino acids)
Biological process (GO): pyrimidine nucleobase metabolic process; pyrimidine nucleoside metabolic process
Cellular component (GO): cytosol
Molecular function (GO): pentosyltransferase activity; 1,4-alpha-oligoglucan phosphorylase activity
Source: RefSeq, a predicted model, not a curated record